Messenger RNA from Necator americanus (New World hookworm), 213 nucleotides. RefSeq lists its product as uncharacterized. NCBI's taxonomy places the organism in Eukaryota, Metazoa, Nematoda, Chromadorea, Rhabditida, Ancylostomatidae. The record is from RefSeq and is a predicted model, not a curated record. Bases 1 to 213 code for a protein of 70 amino acids. The transcript has 2 exons.
AUGUUGCAAAAAUUGUUAUCUUUAGAGCAAGGUGGCUUAGCCAUUGCUGGACGUCCACCCACUAGACAUGGCCGAGAAUCCGUUAGUAGCUCAGAAGAAAACAGGGAUCAAUCAUCAACAUCUUCCGAACUACGCAAAGAAGACGAAGCUGAGAAGUCGGACUUGUUGCAAGCAUACGAUACGGGGGAAGAUGAGUUCUUAGCGAAGCUGUAA